AACGUCUGCAGUUGUGUUUCGUUCUUCGCGGGGUGUGUGUUAUCGCGGCCGUCGCAGCGCUUACGUACGGUAUUUCGGGUUUUUUGCCGCGUAUCGUCGCGGAUCUCUGCCUAUCGGCGCCAGUAACGUCAACAAGAUGCCUUAUCGCGGAAAAUUACGCUUGCUCGGCAGAGCCUGCCUCGCGUUCAGAAACUCGUGCGGCAAAAACGAGAGCGCCACUCCACACCUCACCGCCAGUAUUGUCGGCAGGAAUUUCUCCGUAAGCGGUGCGCUCGAUAUGAGGUUCGUUCAAUUCACAUUCAAGAAUGGGGGCCCGCAGCAUCUCGGUGUCCAGCUGAAACAGGGAGGCGACAUCAUCGCCGUGUCAGCGGUCGACUCGCGAAUCCCGAAUACGCUGAAGGAAUUCCUGGAGGGCGGCGAAGACUUUGUCAAAAAAGCCAAGAGGGAAGACGAUAUCGACCUAAGGAAGGCAGUAGAGAGAAUAGUCGCCGAAGGACGAAGCAUCAUACCCGAGGCUGAUGUGAAUUUCCUCGCACCGGUCACACGUAUGGACAAACUCGCCUGCAUCGGUCUCAAUUACAGCGGUCAUUGUCAGGAGCAAGGUUUACCAACUCCGGAGAGCCCGGUGGUCUUUAGCAAAUUUCCCAGCAACAUCAUCGGGCCGUGCGACAUUAUCCUGUUGCCUCAGAUCUCCGACAAAGUCGACUGGGAGGCCGAGUUGGCGAUCGUAAUCGGCAAAACAUGCAAAGGCCGUAAUAACGACGAAGUAGAGGAUUGUAUCUUUGGGUACACAGUGGCGCAAGACAUAACGGCGCGGGAUUGGCAGAAGUCUAAACGCAAUCGCGGACAGUUUCUCCUCGGCAAAGCGAUGGAUACGUUCUGUCCCCUGGGUCCGGCGGUUGUCACCAAAGAGGCGAUCUGUGACAUCAACAACUUGUCCGUUAGAACGUGGGUGAACGGCAAUCUGAAGCAGGACGGCAACACCAGUGAACUCAUUUUCAAACCCCACGACAUAGUCGCUUAUCUUUCGCAAUUUAUGACGUUGCUACCAGGCGACGUGAUCCUCACCGGCACUCCUGCUGGUGUAGGAUUCACUCGCAACCCACCCGAAUUCCUACAGCGCGGGGACGUACUGGAAACUGAAAUUGAAAGCCUGGGACGCCUGAGAAACAAAGUAAUCUGAUCUAAGAAACGGAGUAUGCAUUCGGAGAUCGUGUCGAAGAAGCGGUUCCCCCUUCAAAAUCUUCACAAGACUGGAACCACGUUCCUUCUGAUAUGCACAUUCGCGAUAACGUGAACCAUUCUAAAGACCAUAUCAGGGUUUACUCUGAAAGAUAUGUAGAUAAAAAUAGUUGAGAACAGGACUCCCAAAUAUUCAGAUAUUUAAUUAUCUGGAUAUCCAAAAUCAGUUUCGACCAAAAACUCAAAAAUUCAUCAUUCGAAUAAUGCAGAUAAUCGAGGUUAUUGUUAAUCGAAUUCGACUUAAUCUUCGAUUAAGUCAGGUUAAAUGCUGUUAAAAAUAAUAAUUUAAUGAUUCCAAUUUUUCAGAAAUCUACGUUGCCGCGGACGUUUUUUUUGCUGAAUCCGCUGCAAACGUAGAUAUUGAUUCGAAUUGAAUAUUUCAAUGAUUCUUAGAAAAUAUCUGAAUCUCCGAAUAACCAGAAUUUGUAACGUUGCAUUUAUCUGCUAUCCGAAUGAUCGGAUAUCAGGAUAAUGUUAGAGCUUGAAGUUAUGAGUCUUGAAAUGUCAGUCGAGAGUAUUCGGACUGCGUCGAUGACCACAACGCGAUUACGAAUGUUUAUGCCGGAAAUAACAGCGCCUUUCUUCAUUCAGGGCAUCAAUACGUCUAGCAUAGAUAGCACAGCAACGAUAAUUUUUUAUGUGUUAUGUAUUUUAUGUACACUUCUAUAAUUAAAAUGAAACUGUUUUUA
Molecule: messenger RNA, 1931 nt
Organism: Dinoponera quadriceps
Lineage: Eukaryota; Metazoa; Arthropoda; Insecta; Hymenoptera; Formicidae
Product: fumarylacetoacetate hydrolase domain-containing protein 2A
Exons: 7
Coding region: 137-1183 (348 amino acids)
Molecular function (GO): hydro-lyase activity
Source: RefSeq, a predicted model, not a curated record